AUUUGUCCGAUGAAUUGGCUGAUGUAUAUGAUGUUGUAACAUAAUGUAAUGCAUAUGCAUUGUGUGCAAAGGAGUGCUAUUGGAGGAAUCGCCUCUCCCAUUAUCAAAUCAUCACUUUCAGUUCCGUCAACAAUAAUGGCCAUGCCUUCUCCUAACUCACUCCGAGUUGCAGCGGCCCAGAUGACAUCCGUCAGCGACCUCGCCGCCAAUUUCGCCACCUGCUCUCGCCUUGUCAAAGAAGCAGCUUCAGCUGGAGCCAAAUUGCUUUGCUUUCCUGAGGCUUUCUCUUAUGUGGGUACCAAGGAUGGGGACAGUGUUAGUGUUGCUCAACCAUUGGAUGGACCAAUUAUGAACCAGUAUUGCUCUUUGGCCAGAGAAUCCAGCAUUUGGUUGUCACUUGGAGGCUUCCAAGAGAAAGGAUCUGAUCCUCAACACUUGUGUAAUACUCACGUUAUAGUAGAUGAGACUGGGAAAAUUAGAAGCUCUUAUAAAAAGAUACACCUGUUUGAUGUAGAUGUUCCUGGUGGAAGGGUAUAUAAAGAAAGUAGUUUUACAGAACCAGGCAAGGAUAUUGUUGCAGUAGACAGUCCUAUUGGGCGUCUGGGGCUAAGUGUAUGCUAUGAUCUGAGAUUUCCUGAGAUGUACCAGUUGUUACGUUUCCAACAUGAAGCUCAGGUACUGUUGGUACCUUCAGCAUUCACUAAAGUUACAGGUGCUGCACACUGGGAGAUUCUUCUUCGUGCCCGUGCAAUUGAGACUCAAUGUUAUGUCAUUGCUGCUGCUCAAACAGGAAAACAUGGUGAUAAAAGAGAAAGCUAUGGUGACACAUUAAUCAUCGAUCCAUGGGGGACAAUUGUUGGCCGAUUACCAGAUCGUUUGUCUACAGGCAUUGUAGUAUCUGAUAUUGAUUUAUCACUUGUUGAUUCAGUUAGAGAGAAAAUGCCAAUUGACAAGCAAAGGAUGCCAAUUGACUUCUGGAAAGCUGCAUCUCUAUAGUUCUUAUUUGGACCAUCAACAAGGAUUACUUAUUUAAAAAUAUGGGAUUAUUUGUAUGUAGACUUAAAGAUGGUAUAUACAAAUAUUGAAUUUUGGACUUUGUGGUAAUAAGUAAUCAAGUGCCUUAUUAUGCUCUA
Molecule: messenger RNA, 1133 nt
Organism: Vigna angularis (adzuki bean)
Lineage: Eukaryota; Viridiplantae; Streptophyta; Magnoliopsida; Fabales; Fabaceae
Product: deaminated glutathione amidase, chloroplastic/cytosolic
Exons: 9
Coding region: 49-996 (315 amino acids)
Molecular function (GO): hydrolase activity, acting on carbon-nitrogen (but not peptide) bonds, in linear amides
Source: RefSeq, a predicted model, not a curated record